Gracilinanus agilis (Agile Gracile Mouse Opossum) is the source of this 934-nucleotide messenger RNA. It is a transcript of the gene PIP5KL1, whose product is annotated as phosphatidylinositol-4-phosphate 5-kinase like 1. Lineage: Eukaryota; Metazoa; Chordata; Mammalia; Didelphimorphia; Didelphidae. Gene Ontology annotation, molecular function: phosphatidylinositol kinase activity. The transcript has 4 exons. The record is from RefSeq and is a predicted model, not a curated record. Bases 1 to 570 code for a protein of 189 amino acids. Gene Ontology annotation, biological process: phosphatidylinositol metabolic process.
AUGCAGAGCAUCUUCUAUCCUGAUGAUAGAAUUAUUGAAAGAUAUGACAUUAAAGGCUGCAUGGUGGGCCGCUGGACUAACCUUCCACCUGAGGACCACCACCACAUUAUAGUAGUACUAAAGGAUCUCAACUUUGAGGGCCAGACCAUCUCCUUGGACUCCCAGAAGAACUGGUUCCUCAGGCAAGUGGAGCUGGACACAAACUUUCUGAAGACCCUCAAUGUCCUGGACUACAGUCUCCUGUUGGCUUUUCAGAAGCUCCACUUAGAUGAGAAGCACUCAAGCAAGAAUUUACUAAAUCGUGUAGCCAGAAAAACCACUCUCAACCUUAACCCAUCUCUCCACAACCUCCGUCUUCUGCUAGAUGUCCCCAAUGACUUACACAUCUUGGAUGGGCCAGACUAUCGUUAUUUUGUAGGGAUCAUAGAUUUCUUCACUGUCUACGGUUUCAGCAAAAAAGUAGAGUACCUGUGGAAAUCCCUUGUUUACCCUGACCGUACCUUCUCCACUGUCAACCCUGUAGAAUAUGCCCAACGACUUUGCAGAUGGGUGAAUUUGCACACUCAUUGACUGAGUUUCCUCAAAAAAAUUCCUACUCUGGGUUGCUCCCUUCCACCAUGAGGGGGCAGCCUUGGCAAAAAAAAAAAAAAAAUCCGAAGCCUUCAUGGUAGGCUGUGCACUUGGGAUGAUGUUUUGAUUGCAUUUCCUAGCAUCCCCCGGAUGCUGGGGAGAUGAAGUUGGGGUCAGGAAGAGCACUGGACUGAACAUUAGGAUACCAGCAUUCUAGUCCUGGCUCUACCUCUAAUUACUAUGCUUUCUUCAUCUUAGCCUCGGUUUCUUCCUCUGUAAAAUGAGGGUGUUGGAUUUAAUAGACUCAAAGGCCAUUCUAGCUUUGUGAUUUUGUGGUCUGGAAAAAAGAGAAACCAGGGGCUUA